AUGGGUGCACACAUCCCCAAGAGUGAGAAAUACUAUAAUCCGUAUAAUGGCGAUACCUAUACACUAGCGACUUGGAUCUACGACGUCGCGGUGUUCGUGUUCAACGUAAUCUUCACCAUUUUCUUCCGUGAAGUCAAGGUUCGUGGAAGUGACUAUAUGCCGCCCCAGGGCACGCCUACAAUUCUAGUGUGUGCUCCACAUGCCAACCAAUUUGUAGAUGCGUCACUGGUCAUGAGCCAAGUGAGAAAACUCAAGGGCAACCGCUCCAGACAAGCUUGCCUGGUGACCGCCGAGUCCAGUUACCGCAAGAGGUUUAUUUCGAUUUUUAGUAAAGCCACUGGUGGGAUUCCUGUGCCCCGGGCCCAGGACAACCUCAAGCCUGUGGAUCCAGCAAUUCAGAUUUACGUCCCAGAUUGGAAUGACCCCACCAUUAUUAAGGGCCGUGUUGUGGCAGUCGAUGGUGCUAAUGGCGUGAAAAGCCAUGAUGGACCCAACUUCAAAACAUCUUUCACCUCCAAGUCACUUUUAGGACUGCCCAACUAUCUUGGUAACGCUCAAAUCAAGGAAAUUGUGGAUGACGAAACCAUUCGUUUGAGCAAGCCUUUCAAAAGUUCACCAGAAAUACACGAAUUGCUCACGCAUGGCACUUCAUUCAAGUAUGCCCCCAAAAUUGAUAAUGCUGAAGUUUUUCAGAACGUGUUCAAUCAUCUCCACACCGGCGGUUGCGUAGGAAUUUUCCCAGAGGGCGGCUCCCAUGACAGACCAUCCCUUCUCCCAAUUAAGGCAGGUGUGGCAAUUAUGGCACUCGGCGCAGCAGCUGCGGAUCAUAAAAUAAAGGUUUCUGUGGUCCCAUGUGGUAUUAACUAUUUCCACCGUAACAAGUUCCGGUCUAGAGCAGUUUUGGAAUUUGGCGAACCUAUAGUAGUUGAUGGCGAAAUGGGUAGAAAAUAUGAAGAAAAUCCUCGUGAAACCACGUCUAAACUUCUGGACCAAAUCACACAAGCUCUUUAUGCAGUUACAGUAAAUGCUCCCGAUUAUGAUACGCUGAUGACCAUCCAAGCAGCUAGAAGACUGUAUCGCCCCGCAUACCCAGAAAAAGAUAGUCAACACUUACCUCUACCGCUCGUAGUAGAAAUGAAUAGAAGGUUGUUGAUUGGGUAUUCAAAGUAUAGAGACGAUCCACGCAUUCAAAAUUUGAAGCGAAUGGUACAAGAUUACAACUCAAGAUUAUAUUCUUUGGGCUUAAAAGACCAUCAAGUCAUGAGAUUAACUCCUAAUGGAGGUGUCUGGAAUUCUAUGUUAACCCUCUGUUCCCGUUUAGCUCAAAUUUACAUUUAUGCUUUACUGUCACUACCGGGAACUAUCCUCUUCACUCCUAUUUUCGUUACUUGCCACUAUUACUCCAAAAAGAAGGCCGAAGAAGGGCUCAGAAAGUCGGUUGUGAAGAUCAAAGGUGUCGAUUUACUUGCGACUUGGAAGCUGGUGGUCGCUUUGGUCAUGGCUCCAACCCUCUAUGUGACCUAUUCUUUGAUAUUAUGCUUUUUAACCCUUCACCAUCCCAAUUGGUUUAAGUUCAUGUGGAUACCGCACACAAAAUACUGUCAGUUCUUUGUUCUUUUUGUCUAUUUUUAUGCGUUGUUGGUAACUGCUACUUAUUCUAGUUUCAAAACCGGUGAAAUGGGCAUGGAUCUUUUCAAAUCGCUUCCACCUUUGGUUGUAUCUAUGGUGUAUCCACAGCGGAAACUCGAAGACCUACAAAAAAUGAGAAAAGACUUGAGUACAGAAGUUACUCAGGUUUGUAACGACCUCGGUCCUACAGUAUUCCCAGACUUUGGGAAAUUCAUCAAAACGCAAAAGAAAGUGGAGGAAAAUACGGAAGACGAAGAAGACACAGAUGACGAGUUUAAGCAUCCACGCAGUCGUUCCUCAUCCAUUCACUCAAUGGCAUCGCAGUUAUCCAACGCGUUGUCUAAAGUCAAUUCCGCCGGAUCUCUAUCUGACAUUCCUAUUCUGGCUGAAGGGGUUUUUGACGGACAAGACACGAUCGAAGUGGAUGAACAUAAGAACACUACUUCAAUCUCUGAUCUCGUAAGGCAGAAGAGAGAACUUGAAAAAAGUGAUUAA
This is a messenger RNA of Lachancea fermentati, 2124 nucleotides long. The record is from the annotation of a GenBank genome assembly. NCBI's taxonomy places the organism in Eukaryota, Fungi, Ascomycota, Saccharomycetes, Saccharomycetales, Saccharomycetaceae.